UAAAGACCUUUUGAGGAUCAUAAAUAAUUUCAGCCCACUUCAUUUACUUCAAGAUUAGCUGUACGUCAGCCUUCAUGUGGAGGGAACUUGACAAAAUGGCUUGCGCAGCAGACAGCUGCAUACAGUUCACACGCCAUGCAAGUGAUGUUCUGCUCAACCUGAAUCGGCUGCGUAACAGAGAUAUUCUCACAGAUGUCACUAUCUUGGUUAACAGACAGCAGUUUCGUGCACACAAGACCGUUCUCAUGGCUUGCAGUGGGCUGUUUUACACCAUCUUUACUGACUCCCACAAGUGCAACCUUAAUGCUAUCAGUCUGGACCCAAAGGUGGACCCCGAGGGCUUUGCCAUCCUGCUGGAGUUUAUGUACACCUCCCGUCUCACACUAAAGGAAAGUCUGAUCAUGGCUAUCAUGAAUACAGCCAUCUACUUGCAGAUGGACCAUGUUGUGGACACCUGCCACCGAUUCAUCAAAUCCAGUGAUCCAUCUGCCAAGCUGCCCAGAGAUGAGUUUUUGGUCAGUCCCUUGGUUUUACCUCAGGAAGUCCAUGCGUACCGGCCCCAUGAUGUUGUUGACAGUUUGCACAGCCGUGUAGCUCCAUUUAGGGAUGGCAGGCCCUACGGCUCAAACAUGUUCAGCGGGGUCAGCACCCCCAGCAACUACCAUCUCUACGGGCAGUUUCCCAUGCCAGGAUUCCCUUUCCCUCUCUGCAAGCUGACUGAUGCCAAAAACGCUUUUGCUGACCUCUCUAAGAGUGGUAUCCACCACAAGCAUUGUUCGCCGCAUGACAGCGCCAACACCAUCAGGGCAGAAUACACCAGGGCAGUUGGCACUAGCUCCUCCAGCAUUAUUCACUCCACAACCUACGCUUCCAGGGAGGUAGGGAGAGACGAUGAGAUAAGGAAGGAAAGCCACGAGGGGGUCAGCCAGUCUAUCGGUCUCGGCACAAGGAAGCGCACGUUUCCUGUGUUAACCCUCGAGCACCAGAAAGACUCGGGCAAAGAACACGCUCCUCAGGCGGAGGAAGACCUGAUCCAUCAGCACUACCCACUGGGAAUCUCCUCUGCCGGACGCAAGAGCCUCAUGAGCAGCCCGCAGAGCCCCCUCAAAUCAGACUGCCAGCCCAACUCCCCAACAGAGUCCAGCAGUAGCAAGAACGCUGGCCUGUCCCAAGCCGCUGGAGUGCAAGCCCCGCAAGGUACGCAAGACCCCAAAGCUCGCAACUGGAAGAAGUACAAGUUCAUCGUGCUGAAUCAGAGCGCUAAGGAAGACGAGGUGGGGCUGCGGGAUCCAGGGCUUCGUUCACCUCAGCGCCUUGGCCUGCAACCCUACCUCCACCCCAGUGACUCGGAGAACCUCGACCCCCAAACCACAAGCAAGAGCAACGAUCACAGUGAGGACCUGCCUGUGCCCCAGGCCAGUCGUCUCAACAACAUCAUUAACAGUGCACUUGAGGGGUCGCUGAGGAACGGUGACAGCCACCCUCCACACUACCUGAGCCGCCUCAACUGCUCAUCCUGCGGCUCCCAGUCCCCACAGCACUCUGAAGUCUGUCCCAACACCCCCAGGUCGCGUUUAGCAGAAGACAUGGCAGAGCUCCACUCAGAGUACUCGGACUCCAGCUGUGAAAACGGCACAUUCUUCUGUAACGAAUGUGACUCCAAGUUUGCUGAAGACGAAGCGCUGAAACAACACAUGCUUCAAGUGCACAGCGACAAGCCAUACAAGUGUGACCGCUGCCAGGCUGCUUUCCGCUACAAGGGCAACCUUGCCAGCCACAAGACUGUCCACACAGGAGAGAAGCCGUAUCGCUGUAAUAUCUGUGGUGCUCAGUUUAACAGACCAGCUAACCUCAAGACUCACACACGCAUCCACUCAGGAGAGAAGCCAUACAAAUGUGAGACGUGUGGAGCUCGUUUUGUACAGGUCGCUCAUCUCCGUGCCCAUGUGUUGAUCCACACGGGUGAGAAGCCAUACCCGUGCGAGAUCUGUGGGACACGCUUCCGUCACCUGCAGACGUUGAAGAGCCACCUACGCAUACACACAGGAGAGAAGCCCUACCAUUGUGAGAAAUGCAACUUGCACUUCCGCCACAAGAGUCAGCUACGGUUACAUCUUCGACAGAAGCACGGCGCCAUCACUAACACAAAGAUCCAAUACCGCAUGUCCACGGCUGACAUGCCCACUGACUUGACGAAGGCAUGCUGAGCUGGAAGAAGGGAACAGUUUUAUCGGAGGCAAUCUUGACCUUGGCAUUUAAAGACCCCAACUUGUACAAUCAUCCAAAAUUGUAGUGCCACACUGUGUUCAUUAGACAAAUAAAUUGGCUGCGUAUGCCAUUCUAAACGGGUUUCCACUACAUGUGAACGUAGAGCCACAUAUGGCAUCUUAGUCACUUUAUUGUUUCUAUAUACAGUAGAUAUAUAAAUAUAUAUAAAUGUAUGUAUGUGGGGAGUGUUUCUAAGCUUUGAAGGUACGUAUAUAAAGCUUUAUUUUGUUGAGAAGGAUGGAAUGUAAACAGUCUGUUUUUUGAAAAAUACAGUAUUUUAUAUCAGAGAACUUACUUUUCUGGAAGUAUUGAAAAUUUUGAUUGACGGGUGGUACAUAUAUUUUAAGAUAAUGGGAUUUACGGCUGCAUAGAGCUGUCUAUACAUUUUUAUGUAGAUGUACGUACAUGUUGCACCAUGUCAAGUUGCCAUAUUCGUGCAAAAGGGAAGAAAAAAAAAAAAAAA
Molecule: messenger RNA, 2731 nt
Organism: Seriola dumerili (greater amberjack)
Lineage: Eukaryota; Metazoa; Chordata; Actinopteri; Carangiformes; Carangidae
Gene: bcl6aa
Product: B-cell CLL/lymphoma 6
Exons: 9
Coding region: 75-2207 (710 amino acids)
Biological process (GO): regulation of transcription by RNA polymerase II
Cellular component (GO): nucleus
Molecular function (GO): DNA-binding transcription factor activity, RNA polymerase II-specific; protein binding; RNA polymerase II cis-regulatory region sequence-specific DNA binding
Source: RefSeq, a predicted model, not a curated record